This is a messenger RNA of Conger conger (European conger), 6993 nucleotides long. RefSeq lists its product as uncharacterized. The record is from RefSeq and is a predicted model, not a curated record. The transcript is spliced from 10 exons. The coding region runs from base 155 to 3553 and encodes 1132 amino acids. Lineage: Eukaryota; Metazoa; Chordata; Actinopteri; Anguilliformes; Congridae.
UCGCACCAUCGAGAUCUUUUCCAACAACGGGACAACGGACGGGAUGGAGCUUGAAGCUAUGGAGCUUUGAAGCUUGGGACGAUUUGAUCCCUUCAACCACAUAGCGAGUAGAGAGGGUACAGAGCAGCGGACACGGAGUCGAGCCCGCGUCAGGAUGUUGUCCACUGUCCCGGCGGACCUGAGAGGCGGUCAGCAGAUGGCCCUGCCUGGGCCCGCGAGUCCGUGCUCCCUGCCCCUCUUGUACCAGGAGCGGGCGCAGAAGGGGUCCCCGCCCUGCAGGGAACAAAGGAAGGCUGCUGCCGGGCAGCCCCCGAGGGACCCUCUGCACACGGGGCCCGGCGCGGGGGGGCCCCCGAGGGACCCUCUGCACACGGGGCCCGGCGGCGUGCGGCACACGGAACCCCAGGUCCUUGCUGCAGAGAGACAUGGAGUCAGAAGCAAAGCCAAUGUUGUUAAAGAAGGGAGCAUGCUCGGAGGCCUGCAGUGGGCCCCCACGGCGGCACCCUCCCCGGCGCCCCCCGCAGGCCCGGCGGGGGAGCAGCUGGGGGCCCUGGAGCGGCUCCUGUCGGGCCAGCAGGCGGAGCUGAAGCGGCUGCUGGCGGGAGCGCUGGGGGCGCUGUGCCAGAGGGUGGAGGCGGUGGAGCGGGGGGUGGAGCGUCUCUGUGAGCAGGGCGUGGCCCACGCCGCCGGCCUCGGCCGCCUCGCCGCCCAGCUGCAGGAGCUCCGCGGCAGCCUGCCCGCCCGGCCCCCGUCACCCCCCCACACCCACCGCAGGGACGCUGGUUCAUUGGAGGCGAAGGACAAGCUUUUGUCACCGAGACCGCAUCCUGCGGGCAUAUCAGAGGCGAAGCUUUCGUCACCGAGACCACGUCUUUGUGGCAACGUGGUUGCCGUGGAAACCGGUCCGGCUGAGGGGAGUGUGGGAGUUUGCUCCUGGCAGACGCGCGCUCCCUCACCAUCCGGUCGCGGCUCGGCCCAGCAGAGUGCGUCAGCCGCAGGGGGCUCCGCCUCCCUGCAGAGGAAGGCCCCGCCUCCGGGCAUGUCGCAGGGGUGCCUGCCCGGGAACUACUCGCCCGUGUCGGACUUCGAAGACCUCGAGGUGGAGCUGGGCGUCGAGGGGCGAGACGCGCUGGGCUGGCUGCUAAAUUCGGAGAUCGAGUCCACGGACCGUGACGACGAGGAGGGGGCUCGUUCGGUCCCGCCGCUGCCCCAACCUUGGGACGGAUUAGAGGGGAGGCCUUCCGCGGCGCGCCUGCUCGCUCAGCGCGUGCAUUUCUCCCCUGACCUCCAGGCGCCUUCCAUGGCUGCCCUUCAGACCCCCAGCCGCCCCCCCGGCUCUUCGCCCCCCGGCUCUUCGCCUCCCGCCGACCCAGCGCAGAUCAGGACUCCCAAGAAAGAGCUCCCUCUGGGCACCUUUCCUGGUCCAGAAGUGGUGGGCUCCGAGAGGAGACUGUCCCCGUUACCGCAGUCUUUGAAAGCCGGCGGCGUUGCAUUAUGGGAAGGGAGGCCGGAUCACUCGCGCCAACUGACCCUCCUCCUGCCUCCGGGGUUACCUGGGGAUCGGCAAACCCCCGAAACCAGUACCUCCGACACAAAGGGUGAGGUGAAACCGGCACCCUGCCUCACAACACAGCCCCUGAUUACCAGGGACUGGCAGAGCCGGAAGGCAUCCGAAAGCGUGGGGGCGAGGUGGAGGGAAAGGGCAGACUCUCUGUCCAGCAGUGAGGAAGAGGAGGAUGUUGGGGUGGAGAAGAGGAAGAAGAAGAGGAAGAAGAGCAGGGGGGCAGGGAAGCCCCGCUCCGGAUCUGGUUUCAGAGACAGCCAGUCCCCCAGGUCACCGCCCUACGUGGGCCUGCUGGCGGCCAGCGGUCCACUUGCGGAGGAUGGCCAUGGGCGAGGGGCAUCGUUCGGGGGACAGGAAAGGCAAGCUGGCGACGUCCUGGGCCCUAUAUCUCUGGGGUCAUUCAGGCAGUCCCACUCGUUGUCCGGCCCCUACACCCAACUUAAGCCACUGGGCCUCGGGGCCUCCAGCCCGCCCCUGGCUCCUCUCCAGGAAAGCACUUUGUCGCCCCCUCUGGUCACCUGGACGGCGGGGAGAGGGCCAGACUGCCAGCUGAUGCCAUUUCACUCCUCUGGCCCGCCCCUGAGCUGGGUCUCUGCCGUUUCCCCGCCCCUUUUCAAACAGGCCACGCCCAGCAACGGGCGCUCCAAGCCGUGCCCGGGGAAGUCUUUACUGCUGCAGCUGUCCGAGACCGCUGCCCGCCUGUCCCCCCUCGCCGGGACCUCUCCCACGGACUGGCCCGCGCGCGCACAGCCUGGCAGCUUCUCCCACACCUUCAGCUCCAAGCUGCAGCACCACUGGGGCAAGCCCCUCUCCUCCCCAGGGUCUCCCGCCCGGACGGAGGGCGGCCAGGCCGCCGCCGGCGAGUCGGAGGGUGGGUCGACCCGCCAGUGGCUCCCCCUCCUGCCCCUGGAGCUCCACGUGGCCUCGCGAGCCACCCCCUUGCACCAGCUCCUGGGGUCCAGGUCCGCCCUCCGCCCUAGCCUGUCCCGGCUCUUCCAGACCAACACGCCGCCCGCCCCCUUCCCCCUGGCCAUCUUCAGCCAGGGCAGCUUCUCCAGGGCGGGCCUCCACACCGUCCUGGCCCUCUCCAAACCGGCCUUCUUCCGCCUUCUGGUCCGGCACAGGUGCCGCCUGCCCCUCCCGAAGCUGUCUCCCGUCACUCUGGACCACUUCCUGGGCCAGAUCCUCACCGCCCGAGACACGUACCCACCCCUCCCGCCCCUCCCUGACCGCACUGCUCCACCGGGCCUGGACAAUGACCACAGCUACGCACGACGGUCCCGCCAGGAUUCCUCUAGCAACAGGAGGAGGUCUCCUACCAAAGCCAAAGUCCCUCCAAUCAGGGCCGUGGACAGCGUUCCCUCCCGCCCCCCGUCUCGGCGCAUCUCUAAGGCCAGGCUCGCUGCAGACCGCGUGCGGCACCCAGCUGUCCUGGACCCGCCCCUGCACCGCCACGCCCCCAGUGAGCCGCCGCCUGGCUUCGUCCUCACCAGCGCCAACGUCAAGUACCCGGGUCUGCAUGGGCGCGGUGCUGCCAGAGAGGGGGCUCAGCCGGGCCAGCGAUCCAAGAGGGUGUCCCAGAUCCGUAUCCGUAAGACUGUCCCCAAACCGGACAAUAACCUCACACCAAUGGGACUGCCCAAACCACAGAGGCUGAAAAAGAAGGUGUUCAGCUUGGAGGAGAUUUAUACAAACAAAAAUUAUCGCUCACCAACUCCAAACAGGAGCCUGGAGACGAUCUUCGAGGAGCCGAAGGAGAAGAACGGAGCGCUGGUGUGCAUCGGGCAGCAGAAGCGAAAGCGUGUGCUGGACUUCCCCGACUUCACGCUGCCACGGAAACGGCGUGCCAGGGCCAGCCCGGGGGUCCUGCGGGGGCCGCGGGGCCGUGGCCGCAGGGGUCGCCCUGACGACGCCGACCUCGACAUCAUGCUCAUCGAGCGGCUGAGUGAGCUGGAGGACUUCUUCUCCCGCCAGGGCCUGGAGGACUGAGCCACCCACCCGCGCACACAUACAGAUUCACACGUACACUCAAACACACACACAAAUAUACAGAUUCACACGUACACUCAAACACAGACACAAAUAUGCAGAUCCACACGUACACUCAAACACACACACAAAUAUACAGAUUCACACGUACACUCAAACACACACAAAUAUACAGAUCCACACGUACACACACACACACACACACACACAAAUAUACAGAUCCACACAUACACUCACACGCACACAUAUAUACAGAUGCACACGUACACUCAAACACACACACAAACAUACAGAUCCACACACACUCAAACAUACAGAUUCACACGUACAGACAAACAUACAGAUUCACACACACGCAAACACACACACAAACAUACAGAUUCACACGUACAUGCAAACAUACACACAAAAAUACAGAUUCACACGUACACGCAAACAUACACACAAAUAUACAGAUUCACACGUACACACAAACAUUCACAUAUAAACGCAUACAUUGAAGUGCUGCGCAUUCUCAGUUUUUCAUCGUUUUCAAAUUGGGAUUUACUGCCACAUUAGAAUAAUUUGGUCUUUUUAAAUAUCUUAUUAUAUAAUUCAUGCAUGUUGCAUCAGUGUGUGUAUGUGAAAAAAAAAUUGUAUAUGAUAUGCUUUUUUAAAUGCUAAGAGACCUUGAUUAGGCAUUGAAGAAUUUAUUUUUGUGGUGACAUCACUGAACUGAUGCUCAUUUCUUGAGCUUUUACUCACUGUGAUAAACUGGUGGCCCAGUGCAAAGGUUCUGUGUGGGUGCACACUUCACUGAAUAUUGUGCUUAUUUUUCAUGGAGAAAAUAAAAGUAAUCAUGUUGGAUCAGGUACAGGACAGUUGAUUAUCAGUAGAAAACCAAAUGCAUGACAUUCAAACUCUCAUUUAUCAUUGAAAAAAAACUGAGAAUGCGGAACAUUCAACGCUCAACACACUACAUGCGACAGGCACGCAUAUGCGUGCGCAGCGCACUAAUGAACACGUGCACUUCCAUGUAGACGCAAGCACAUCACAGAUCAGAGUCACAAACCUGAGCACUUUUCCUUCUCUUACCUCGCCCUCCGUGCUGUCCUUGCCCUCCCAAUGGGACACCUUAUACCAAAUCCUCCUAAGCCAGCCCUCUGUCGGAAAUCUGCGCUUUUCUGUCGGAAAACUGCGGUCAGGGAAAACUUUCCUGGAAGUUCCCCCGGCACGAAACUGGCAGACAGGUGCAGCGACUAAACCUUAUCCUUGCACAAAGGAGGGAGGGGCUUGGGCUCAUCUUGUGUUCCUUUCUGGAACAUUCUUACUCACCUAGGGCUGUAGAGCUCUGAGGAGCACCUGGGCUGGAGUGAACAAUUCCGUGUGGAAUGCCAUUAGAAUUGGUGCAGGGUAUGUUAGACGGGGCUGACAGAAGAGUAUAUUUUACAGUAUUGGAGAAACUAUUUCCUGUGUUUUUUUUUUUUUCGUUUUUUUUCUUGUUUGUUUCUUUUCCCAGGCAGGUUGCCCACGUCCUGUGUGAGAACCCAACUACGUUGCUAAGCACCAACCCCAUCUGGACUCUUUCAAAAUGCCAAGCUUCAUUAAUGAAAUAUCUCAGUCCCCAAACCCAAAGGAAUCCCCCCUCUGGACCUCGGGACACAGCUCAACUGCUCCAGCGGCAGUCUGCACUCGUGUAUGGGCUUUGGGAAUGUGGGGGUCGUUCCUGUGGAUUGGGGAUAUUUUUUACAUUUGUGGUGCACCCUGCCUCCCUCUCUCCAGGCUUUUGAACAUGUGGAAUAAUAUGCAAUGUGUUCAUUCGUUUAUUUGUGUCUGUGUCUUCAGCUGGUAGUCCAAUAGCAAUUCCCUCAGUAGGGGGUCACCCUCCUCAGCUCAGAUUUUAGACUGGCAGGUAUGGACCUCCCUGUCUUCCCCUGCCUUCUCGUGUGGGAUGGAGCACACCCUGCUUGCAUUGACACUAAGGACUGGAUCUGGUGCUCACUGGAGUAGCUCACCAUAUCAGUGCAGACCUGAAUCCAAAUCCCUGAUUCAGACCAGACUCAGAAUCUCUGAUUCAGAUCAAAGAGCACUGGCAGACCAGACUCCGAACCCCUGAUUCAGAUCAAACAGCACUGGGUUUAGUGUAGAUCAGGCAUCAGAGUGGCAUAGUCGGGAAGCGCACACGGUAGGUCCGUGCCAUUAUAGCCUUUACCAGACACACACUGCUGUAAAUAUCCAGCUUGCAGGUGGAUAUUAUGACAGAUCAGCGCUAUAUCGUGUCCCCUUGAUAAGGGUAUCUUACUUCUCAAAAGAAAUGCGUAGAGCUCCCUGUGUGCUUGACUCCGCCCACAUAAGGCUGAAGGUGGAAGUGGUGAAUAUGGGGGCUGUGUUUGGAUAUCUUAGCUGGUGACCACCUUUAGGUGGGAGGAGUUUGGGAAAGCUUAUUAUGGGAUGCUUGAUUGCUGCUGGCUGCACUCCCCUGUCUAUGAUGGUUCUCCUGUACCAGACUGCUGCUACCCCGCAACCCUUUAUAUGUUAUAUUACUGAAUUAUGUGACUGAAUAUUGUGUUGAGGUUUGCGAUGUUGGAUUGUUUUUAUAUCGAGAUUUACAGUAUCCUUAUCCCCCCACUCAUUCUCAGUAUUGUGUUGAUCCGUCUCUCCGCAGUGGACGUGCGCACAAUCUUUAUUAUGUAAUAAUGUUGAAGACGUCCCUGUAACUGCAUUUGAGUGGGUUUUUUUAAGAACCCGCAGGGCAGGAGGCUAGCUGGACAUCAGUCUGAACGGGUGAGCUGCAGGUGCUGAACAUGAGUUAUUUUACAUGUAGCCCCAGGACUCAUUUACGGGUGGCCACCACAUGCUAGUAACCAACAGGAAAAUACAUCCCCUGGUUGUACACUUAAAUAAUUAUGUCAGUUGGUUUGUUUGAACAGCACUGUUGUAGACUGCAAUCUUUAAUAUGCUGUACCCUUCAACCUAUUUGCCACCCCACCCCCCCAGCAGCAGAACAGAUUGGCUGCUCGAGAAAGUGAUGGUGUUAUAACUUACACGGCGAGUGAUGUGAAAUUUACUUAAUUUGUUUAUAUUAUGUUUUCUUUUUCCUUUUGUGUGUUUUUUUUUUUUAAAGUGUCUAGUGCUUGUUUGGUUUUGUAUGUUACUGCGGGUACUCUGUAGACGUGUGUUUACAGUGGGUACUCUGUAGACGUGUGUGUAGAAGUGACACGUUUGGGCCACCCCACCGUCCCAUUCCCAUGGUUUUGUGAGGACAUUCAUUUGUUUUGCUUUCAUUAUUUUACCUUUAAUUUGUUCUCUGUUUGCGUAACAAAUGUUGGGCACCUUUUUAAGGUUUUGUUCCUUUUUAAGAAUCAACACACAGACCAACACUAAAGAUUAGUAUUGUUAAUCAUUGUGAUUUUUAAUAUAUAUUUUAUGAAUAAAAUAGUGUUGACAUUUGCUUAAAAAUA